GCUAAGUCGGUUUCCAGGCAGGGAGCUCAGCCUGACCCCGAUCGUCGGGUCCCCGCCCUCCGCCCCACUCCCUGGCACUCCGGGCGCCGACCCUGCGCGGCGAGGCGGCCCGGCGCCAAGCUGGUCCGACUGGUUCUGGGCAGGAAGCCUCCCGCCCUCGCCCGGGGCCGCCGACCAGCCCCGCGCCAGCCCGGGCGCCCGUCGGUGCUGCCCGUGGCCUGUGCGACCGUCCGUGCAGCGAUCGCGACCGGCGACCGGCCCGGCCCUGCCCAGCCCGGGCGGAGAUCAAUGCGGCUUUGUCUGGGCCGCCCACACCCCAGAGGCCGCUCCCGGGUCGGCAAAUCGUGGCGCGGCGGCGCGGGGCGCGCGGGGUGAGAUAAGCGGCCAUGUGACCCUACCUGGGCGGGGGAGGGGCGCAGGUGAGGCGGCGGCGGCGCAGCAGGACGCACGCGGAGACCGCGGCUGCAGCGAUGUCCGGCGGCAGGAAGGACUGGUCGGCGCUGUCCAGCCUGGCCCGGCAGCGGACUCUGGAGGAUGAGGAGGAACAGGAACGUGAACGCCGGCGGCGGCAUCGUCAGCUGAGCUCUACCACGGAGGAUGAGGCUCCCAGGCUCACCCAGAAUGGAGACCAGCGGGCCGCUGAGAGGCUGCCCAGUGUGGAGGAAACAGAGGUGCCCAAGCCACCACCCCCAGACCCCAAAGAUACGGAUGAAGACAUCCAGACUAUCCUCAGGACGCGGCAGGAGCGGAGGCAGAGGCGGAAGGCCAUGGAAGCUGCCCCCAUGCAGGAGAGGCUUGAGGCAGAGGAUGGAAGGGACAGCUCUAGUCCUGAACAGGCCACACAGCAGCCCCCGGCACCCAAGAAGGAACCGGAGGCCCUGCCUCGCCGGAGACUGAGCCGAGAGCAGCGGGGCCCCUGGGCUGAGGAGGAGGAGCGCUUGGUAAGCAAGGAGCCAGGAGUGGGGAAGAAGGGACUUCCCGAGGAGGCUCCAGCUCUGGAGAAGACCUUGGUCACGGAGAAGUCCUCUGCGCCAGAGAAGACACCCACAAAGAGACUGGCCUCAGAGAAAGCCUGCCUCUCUGAGAAGUCGCAGGUCCCGGAGAGGACAGCUGCGUCCCAGAAGACAGCAGUGCUGGAGAAGCAAGGCAGCCCAGAGAAGUCUGCUCCAGGAAAAUCGAGUGACUCUGAGAAGUCACCAGCCCCUGAGAAAGCGUCUGUGUCUGAGAAGACAGCAGCGUCAGAGGAAAGGCCUAUGCUGGCCAAGAAAACAGCUCUAGGAAAAGUCGGCAUUUCCGAGAAGCCGCCAGAGAAAGCGUCUUCUCGGGUGUCUGAGAAAGCAUCCUUCUUUGAGAAGUCCUUGGCCACAGAGACAAAGCUGUCCCCCAAGAAGGUGGCAGCAUCUGAGCAGCCCCAGGGCUCUGGGGGAGGCCAGGCCAGCACCCCAGAGCCGAUAGGAAGGGUUGUCUCCAGUAAGAGCCCGACUUCCUCGGCACCGGAGCACAGGGUGCCCGGCUCUCCAGCUGUGGCUUCCCGCCUCCCGCCCAUCACACUCCAGGUGAAAAUCCCCAGCAAGGAGGAGGAGGCAGACACAUCUUCACCCACCCAGGUCACCUAUAGCACCUCUCUCAAACGCUCCAGCCCCAGGACCAUUUCCUUUCGGAUGAGCCCCAGGAAAGACAACUCAGAGACCACCUUAACCCGCAGUGCCAGCGUGAGGUUGCCGGCCAGCACGGUCAAGUUGGGAGAGAAGCUGGAGAGAUACCACACGGCUAUACAGAGAUCAGAAUCUGUCAGGUCUCAAGGCUCUUCCCGCACCGAGUUCUUUGUGGCUCCAGCGGGUGUAGCCAGCAAGCGCCACCUCUUUGAGAAGGAACUGGCUGGCCAGAGCCGAGCAGAACCAGCCUCCAGCCGGAAGGACAACCUGAAGCUGUCUGGGGUUGUGACAUCAAGGCUCAAUCUGUGGAUUAGCAGGACCCAGGAGUCAGGAGACCAGGACUCCCAGGAGGUCCAGAAAGAGUUGGCAGCUGCCAAGAGGACCCAGUGGGCCAAGAAGUCAGACUCCUCCCUGGAUGCUGAGGUGUGACACUCCUGCCUACCUGCCGAGACAGUCCUACCAAUCUGCCUCUCAAGGGCCUCCUUCAAGCCGGGCCCCGCCUCCCGAAGCAGCACCACUGUCUCUCACUGCCCCACCCCCCUUUCUGCUUCUGGACCUGUCUGGUCAGGGCCCUUGGGGACCAGGAAUGUCAGUGACAUGCAGCCAGCCCCUUCCCAGUGCAGCCUCCAGGGCAGCUGUACGUGGCAUGUCCUUGGCCUGCUGCAAACACUGUAGGUCCAGGACCCAGCAGCAGCCCAUCAGCUGUGUGGAGCCUCAGCGUCCUCCUCAGAGGCCUCCCCGCUGCUCACUUCCAGUGUGGCCGCCUCUGACCAUCUCCAGUGUCACCCGUCUCGUCUGCUCCCCACCGAUGCCUCCACGUGCCUGUGAAUUCUCCCUCACUGAGGCCUGGACCUACACACUUUAGUGCCUGUGGGCUGCUCGUGCCUGUGAGGCCCUCAGGCCAGGCGGGGAAGGGGUCUCCCUGCACCCUCCGUCCAUGUGCCCCAACCUCCCGCUUUGUUCUUGGCAACCCCCCACUUCCCUGGCCUGCUGCCCUGGCCGGGAGCUCCGAGCCUGUAUAUGCAACAACUUACCCGGCCCUCUCAGAAAAACCUGUUCUCAGGAAGGAUCUGAUAAACUCAUUCACUCUCAGGUGUAA
Chinchilla lanigera (long-tailed chinchilla) is the source of this 2754-nucleotide messenger RNA. It is a transcript of the gene Lad1, whose product is annotated as ladinin 1. The transcript is spliced from 10 exons. Gene Ontology annotation, molecular function: structural molecule activity. Bases 471 to 2084 code for a protein of 537 amino acids. The record is from RefSeq and is a predicted model, not a curated record. Lineage: Eukaryota; Metazoa; Chordata; Mammalia; Rodentia; Chinchillidae.